Mus musculus (house mouse) is the source of this 4078-nucleotide messenger RNA. RefSeq names its product YTH N6-methyladenosine RNA binding protein 2 (gene Ythdf2). Gene Ontology annotation, biological process: negative regulation of type I interferon-mediated signaling pathway; negative regulation of stem cell differentiation; regulation of mRNA stability. The coding region runs from base 331 to 2070 and encodes 579 amino acids. The transcript has 5 exons. The record is from RefSeq and is marked validated. Gene Ontology annotation, molecular function: N6-methyladenosine-containing RNA reader activity; C5-methylcytidine-containing RNA reader activity; RNA binding. Gene Ontology annotation, cellular component: nucleus; P-body; cytoplasmic ribonucleoprotein granule. Lineage: Eukaryota; Metazoa; Chordata; Mammalia; Rodentia; Muridae.
UGGGUCAGCGACUGUGAGAGUCAGCGCUCGCGCCGCGCGCGCCGCCCGCCUCUGCCGCUCGGCCUCCCCCAUUCGGGCUGCGAGGGGGCGGGCGCGCGCUCCGGAGCAUAGAGACGGGCGUUGAGCUCGGCGGCCUAGAGCGUCGCCGGAUCGGAGCCGGAGCCCGAGUCGCGCGCUGUGUCUCUGCUGCGUCCGCCGAGGCGAGGCUCCGAGUGUCAGGGACAAAAGCCGCCGCCGCACCCUCUGCUCCCGUCGUCGGGGCUCAUCCGCCGCCGCCGCUGUCCCGACGAGGAGUCCGCCGCCGUCGUUCCCCGUGAGGAUCCGAGAGCCAUGUCGGCCAGCAGCCUCUUGGAGCAGAGACCAAAAGGUCAAGGAAACAAAGUACAAAAUGGUUCUGUGCAUCAAAAGGAUGGACUAAAUGAUGAUGAUUUCGAACCUUACUUGAGCCCACAGGCAAGGCCGAAUAAUGCAUAUACUGCCAUGUCAGACUCCUACUUACCCAGUUACUACAGCCCCUCCAUUGGCUUUUCCUAUUCUUUGGGUGAAGCUGCUUGGUCUACUGGAGGUGACACAGCCAUGCCCUAUCUAACUUCUUAUGGACAACUGAGCAACGGAGAGCCCCACUUUCUACCAGAUGCAAUGUUUGGGCAACCAGGAGCCCUAGGUAGCACUCCAUUUCUUGGUCAGCAUGGUUUUAAUUUUUUUCCCAGUGGGAUUGACUUCUCAGCAUGGGGAAAUAACAGUUCUCAGGGACAGUCUACUCAAAGCUCUGGAUAUAGUAGCAAUUACGCUUAUGCACCCAGCUCCUUAGGUGGAGCCAUGAUUGAUGGACAGUCAGCUUUUGCCAAUGAGACCCUCAAUAAAGCUCCAGGCAUGAAUACUAUAGACCAAGGGAUGGCAGCACUGAAACUAGGUAGCACAGAAGUUGCAAGCAGUGUUCCAAAAGUUGUAGGCUCUGCUGUUGGUAGUGGGUCCAUCACUAGUAACAUUGUGGCUUCUAGCAGUUUGCCUCCAGCUACUAUUGCUCCUCCAAAACCAGCAUCUUGGGCUGAUAUUGCUAGCAAGCCUGCAAAACAACAGCCUAAACUGAAGACCAAGAAUGGCAUUGCAGGAUCAAGUCUUCCACCACCCCCAAUAAAGCAUAACAUGGAUAUUGGAACUUGGGAUAACAAGGGUCCUGUGGCAAAAGCCCCCUCACAGGCUUUGGUUCAAAAUAUAGGUCAGCCAACCCAGGGAUCUCCUCAGCCUGUUGGACAGCAGGCCAAUAAUAGCCCACCAGUGGCUCAGGCAUCAGUAGGGCAACAGACGCAGCCAUUGCCUCCACCUCCACCACAGCCUGCUCAGCUCUCAGUCCAGCAACAGGCAGCUCAGCCAACUCGCUGGGUAGCACCUCGGAACCGUGGCAGUGGGUUCGGUCAUAAUGGGGUGGAUGGUAAUGGAGUAGGACAGUCUCAGGCGGGUUCUGGAUCUACUCCUUCAGAGCCUCACCCGGUGUUGGAGAAACUUCGGUCCAUUAAUAACUAUAACCCUAAAGAUUUCGACUGGAAUCUGAAACAUGGCCGGGUUUUCAUCAUUAAGAGCUACUCUGAGGACGAUAUCCACCGUUCCAUUAAGUAUAAUAUCUGGUGCAGCACAGAGCAUGGUAACAAGAGACUGGAUGCCGCCUAUCGUUCCAUGAAUGGGAAGGGUCCCGUGUACUUACUUUUCAGUGUCAACGGCAGUGGACACUUCUGUGGAGUUGCAGAGAUGAAAUCUGCUGUGGACUACAACACAUGUGCAGGUGUGUGGUCCCAGGACAAAUGGAAGGGUCGUUUCGAUGUCAGAUGGAUUUUUGUGAAGGACGUUCCCAAUAGCCAACUGCGACACAUUCGUCUAGAGAACAACGAGAAUAAACCAGUGACCAACUCUAGGGACACUCAGGAAGUGCCUCUGGAAAAAGCUAAGCAGGUGUUGAAAAUCAUAGCCAGCUACAAGCACACCACUUCCAUUUUUGAUGACUUCUCACACUAUGAGAAACGCCAAGAGGAAGAAGAAAGUGUUAAAAAGGAACGUCAAGGUCGUGGGAAAUAGAAAGCGGUUCUGCAUAGACUGCAGCAACGGUUGCAUCUCCUUAUCCUAAGAGGACACGAUGACCUGCAAGAAAAUUAGGACUUUUUUUCUUAAUUUCAUUGACUUCAGAGACAAUUGCAAACUUGCAGUUUAUGUAUUGGAAUUUCACAAAAGACAUAGGACUUAACUGGAAAAUGGAAAAAAAAAAGGAAAAAAAGAAAAAGAAAAAACCUAAACAAAAAUUCCCUCUAGGUAGUUUAGGUAAAAAAAUGUCCCUUUUAUUUUGGCUUUGGUUGUGAUUCAGAGCAUAAUGCUUUGGUUUUUUUUUUUGUUUUUUUUUUUUUUUUUGUCUUUUUACUCUAUUUUUCGGAUUUUUAAGUCCGUAAGUGCAUACAAUUUUCUCUUAAUUUUUAAACCCUUUCCUCCCCCAUUUUGACAUUUGCACUUGGAGAACACUUGAGUUGCGCAGAUUUUGGGUGUCCACCCCAGAAAGUGGGAAUUUGAUUUUUCCCUUCCGAACUGGAAGAAAAUUUUUAUGAAGAAUUUUUGUCUAGGAAAGUUUAAUAACAGUGUUACCCAAGGUUGUGUCUGUAAGGGUGGCUCAUUUUCUCUGACCCUUUGUUACUCAAAGUAAAGUACUAGGAGUCCUAAGAAAUGUUCUGUUCUUGUGUAUUAUACUGAUUAAGUCAGGAUUAAUUUGAUUUCAAAGCUAAGAACAGUGAUAAAAACUUGUUUUCAGAAAUGCAUUUUGGAAGAGAAAACAUUGUAAAACAUGUAGUGAAUGUUUCUUCAGUUUCUUGUUCAGCCAAUGAGGAAAGGGCAUUGCCUUUCUUUUUCCCAUUAAUCACUUCUCAAUAAACGUGAGAGCCUGUCGAGCAUCACUCCAGUACCACUUAGUAUUAUUUGAGUCUCUGUGUUUGGGGAGAGAUUUUGGAGUCUAAGGAGUUUUGAGAGGUGACCUAGUGACUCACUUUAGACAGUUUGUGUUAAUGGCCCUGCAUGGUGUUGCAUGCCUGUAAUCCUUGCAUUUAGGAGACGGGAGCAGGAUGGAUGAGGUCAGAGGUUAUCCUCAGGCCAGUUGGGCUACAUGAGACCCUGUCAACAAAAAGGUUGUAUUGGAAGGACAUUGCUUUGUACCCAAGGACUAGAAACCUGCUGUGACGAUAUUCAUAAUGCCUGUUUCUGGUUCUUUAUAUAGAGAAAACACAGCACUGCUAAACCAUUCAGCAGUAUUUGUGUGUAUGGUGCCAGGUACUGUGCUAAUUCCAUAGGAACCUCACCCUGUAAAAAGAGGUGGCACCCACUAUCCCAGUAUGUAAGUGUCUGAUCCAGUAUAUGGCUGAUUUAGACAGUAUGCCCCAGAGAUGUAGGUCCCAAAAAUGAAAUUCUAGUGGAACUCACAGAGGAAUUUGUUUCUUUCCCUAAGGCUUAAUUAAAAGGCUUUUCUGCUUUAGAGAGUCUUUACUCUUAAGAUGUCCUAAUUCUAGAGGGUUAAAUGUUCAAAAACUCUAUACUAAGAGAUUCUGGAAAUAAAGCUUAAUACUGUGGACAGUGUUACACUGGAAUGCAGGGCCGUGCUCACACAGCCAGACUGCUAAGAAAGGCAGCUCAGGGAUGCUGGGAUAUCGCUCAGUCAGCCGGUGUGCCCUGCGCCAUCAAGGAAAAGCAGUGUUGGUUUCUAGCAUUGUAGCCAGCAAAGGCACGGCAAAGGCUUGUGCAUAUUUGUUUCUGCCAAGUUUUUUUUUUUUUAAAGGUUUAUUUAUGCAUAUGAGCACGCUCUCUUCAUGCACACCAGAAGAGAGCAUCAGAUCCCAUUACAGAUAGCUAGCUGUGAGCCACCUUGUGGUUUCGGGGAAUUGAACUCAGAAUCUCUGGAAGAGCAGUCAGUGCUCCUGACCGCUGAGCCACUCUCCAGCCACCUCUGCCAAACUUUUUAUUAUAAAAUAUAUCUUCAAUAUUGGAGUUCUCAGUGUUUUUGUUAGUUGGAAUAUACAAAUUUUUUACAUUUAAUUAAAAAAAAUGUAUGUGC